Molecule: messenger RNA, 738 nt
Organism: Naegleria fowleri
Lineage: Eukaryota; Heterolobosea; Eutetramitea; Acrasida; Naegleriidae
Exons: 4
Coding region: 1-738 (245 amino acids)
Biological process (GO): RNA catabolic process
Cellular component (GO): extracellular region
Molecular function (GO): ribonuclease T2 activity; RNA binding
Source: RefSeq, a predicted model, not a curated record
AUGCAAACCAAAGCCUUGUUCGUGUUGGCUGCUCUUCUCCUUGCUGUUGCUCUUGGAUCAAACGCUCAAAGAACUCCAAACUUUGUGGUGGAUCAAUUGAGAGGAACUCUUAACCGUGCAGGAGGUGGUUCUUCUUUUGAUUACUUUGUGUUUGCAAUGACUUGGCCAGGAAAUGCUUGCCGCGAGUUGAGUCCAUGUUAUAUUCCAUCAUCCACCUCGGAUUUCACUAUUCACGGUUUGUGGCCUAGCCGUUACACUGGUCCACAAGGCCCAUUCUUCUGUGGAGGUUCCUUUGACUUCAGUCAAAUCCAAGAUUUGGUCCCUGAUUUGAACAACUAUUGGACUGAUUUCAAGAAUGAAGUUCCAUCAUUUUGGCAACACGAAUAUGAAAAGCACGGAACCUGUGCUGCUUCUCUCCCACGUAUGGACAAUGAGUACAAGUUCUUCAAGUCUGUCCUUGAUUUAAGAAAGAGUAUGUCAGUUCUUCCCAACUUGGCUUCUGGUGGUGUCACUCCAUCUGACAGCAAGGUGUAUCACAUUCAACAACUCAAGAGUGCUAUGAAAUCUGCUGGUUAUGGAACUCCUGCUCUUGCUUGCUAUCACGGAGAACAAUAUAUUACUGAAAUGAGAUUCUGUACUGAUAAGAAUUUGAACUUUAUUGAUUGCCCAAUCCGUGAUCAAUGUCACGACACUGUCUUGUUGAACCCAAUCAAUCCUAACAACCUCAAGAGAAAAUAG